Molecule: messenger RNA, 1387 nt
Organism: Penaeus vannamei (Pacific white shrimp)
Lineage: Eukaryota; Metazoa; Arthropoda; Malacostraca; Decapoda; Penaeidae
Source: RefSeq, a predicted model, not a curated record
GUGUUCAGUACAAGAGCUAUAUCAAAUUGGUGCAAUCGUGUGUUUGUCUAGCCGGGCUAGUCAUGCACUAGUGAGUGUUCAGUACAAGAGGUAUAUUGAUUAGUGCCAUCAGGUAUUUGUCUAGCAGGGCCACAGUCAGGAACUAAUGGAACCCUAGAGUACAUGCAGUAUGGCAAUCAUCGCAAGUCUACUGAGGAAGGGAUCCAUUGUGCUGUUACUUCUACUCUGCGUGUCACUCCACAAACACCUGAAGACUAUGGAGCCUAAGAAGAUGAUGGUCGAAGAAGCUGCUCUACCUACGAAGCUGUUUCCCAAUCAGGGUCUAGAAGAACGAUUAACGCACAGACGACAACGUGUAAAUGAGGUCUGCCGCAAGUACGGUUUCAACACCUCGAAAGGGCAAGCCAUAAACUCCAAAGAAUUUCUGGUCAACAAAGAACACGGUCUCGUAUGGUGCAACGUCUUCAAGGCCGCCUCUUCCUCUUGGUUAUGGCAUUUCAACAUUCUUGCAGGAUACACUGAAGAGGAACUGUUGGAAAAUAUUAAUGAUCCUUUAAGAAUGGCUCGCGAGAAGUAUCCGAGACUGGACGCACAGGCCCUCUGCGCCGCCAUGGAGUCGCCACCGCUUCCUGUUGUCUUCAUGAUCGCCAGACACCCUUUCAUUCGCCUGGUGUCUGCUUACAGGGAUAAGAUCGCCAGUUACUCGCCUCCAUACCAAAACCUGCGUCGCCGCAUGAUGAAAGCGCACCCAGAACUUGGGGUGGGAACGUCUGUCAUGUUACUGGGCAUCCUCUUCGGCCAGCGCCAAUACCCAACCUUUCCCCAGUUUGUGCAGUACGUCUUAGACCGGUACCGAGCCAAACUGCCUUUGAACGAACACUGGGAGUCCAUGUUUAAGUACUGUACACCGUGUCAAGCUAAUUUCACUGUGUUUGCGAAGGUUGAGACGCUAGCUGAAGACAGCAGUUAUAUUAUGAAUGCUUCAGGUAUCCAAGGUCUUGUAAAACCGAGGUUUAUCAACAGAGCCCGAGAAGGUUCUUCCGAAGAAGUCGCAAAGCAUUUCUUGUGCCAGUUAACGAAGAGGCAAAUAAGGGGACUGAUUUCCCUUUAUAAAUACGACUUGGAGAUGUUUGAAUACGACGCUAAAACGUACUUGAAUUGUGCAUCAGACUGACAGUGAUGUGAAUUAGUGUAGGCUGUGAUGUGCUUUUGUGUGUUAGAUUUGCAUGGGUGUCGUGCAAUGCUGAAGAUGAUAUUUUGUAAUCCUAAGCGAUACACUGAGAUUCUGUUUUCAGGGAAUAGGAAUAUUUUCCAGAGAGCAAAAAACUGUGACAAUAUCUAUCAUGUGUUUCCUUAUGUACAAAAGAAAAUAAAUAUUUAUAUGAUA